AUGGAAAACAUAUUAAACUGGCGGCAUAUCCUACGUUCCCUAAGAAACAAAAAAGUACCUUCAGAACAAAUAACAUUAAAAGUUCUUGGACAAGAUAAUAGAGUUAUGCAAUUUAAAAUAGGAAAAAUAACCCAACUAAGUAAGAUGAUGAGUGCGUACUGUGAAAAUACUGGUAUUGCGUAUAACUCGGUAAGAUUUCGAUUUGAUGGACAACCGGUUAAUACAAUUGAUACUCCAGCUUCUUUAAAGCUUAAAGAAGGUGAUAUCAUAGAAGUGUUCCAACAGCAGACUGGAGGUUAAAAUGCUGUUAUAAUAGUAUUGUGAUUAUUGAAGCACGACUACUUUCUGUACACUAUUUUUGUAUUUUAAGAAAUGUAGAUAUAAGAUUGUUAAUAAAUUUGUACCAUAUGUUACUUGAAAUAAAACUACUAUAUAAAUUUGAAA
Messenger RNA from Rhopalosiphum padi (bird cherry-oat aphid), 444 nucleotides. Its product is annotated as small ubiquitin-related modifier 3-like. Gene Ontology annotation, cellular component: nucleus. The transcript has 4 exons. Lineage: Eukaryota; Metazoa; Arthropoda; Insecta; Hemiptera; Aphididae. Gene Ontology annotation, molecular function: protein tag activity; ubiquitin-like protein ligase binding. The record is from RefSeq and is a predicted model, not a curated record. The coding region runs from base 1 to 300 and encodes 99 amino acids. Gene Ontology annotation, biological process: protein sumoylation.